Molecule: messenger RNA, 1894 nt
Organism: Arachis duranensis
Lineage: Eukaryota; Viridiplantae; Streptophyta; Magnoliopsida; Fabales; Fabaceae
Product: serine hydroxymethyltransferase 3, chloroplastic
Exons: 13
Coding region: 154-1743 (529 amino acids)
Biological process (GO): folic acid metabolic process; L-serine catabolic process; tetrahydrofolate interconversion
Cellular component (GO): cytoplasm
Molecular function (GO): pyridoxal phosphate binding; zinc ion binding; cobalt ion binding
Source: RefSeq, a predicted model, not a curated record
CUGAGUAGUGAGUACUCGCUGCUCUGACCUCUCAGACAGUAGCAAAGACCCGCCCCCUAGUCCCCAACUUUACUCAUCCACCCCGCCACUCUCCCUCUCGAAUCAACUCUCAGGUAGGGUUGCAGCUCUGAUAUAUUCAAUCAUAAGAUAAGGAUGCAGGCAACUGCUGGAGUUGCAAUGAUGGGUUCUCUGCAGCAACCCGUUUGGACCAAGGGGCUGUCUUUCCCUUCAAAUAAAGGGUAUGGCGGUAAUGGAUUUAUCCCUCAACUAACGUUCCACAAUGCAAGACCAUGCAAAGCAUCUCCUGUUGAAGGUAGUUUAGUCACAGGGGCUCCAUCAUCUUUGUCUGUCUCAGUGCCUGAAAUCGGAGGGGAUGGAAGCAAGUUCUUGGACUACGGCUUGAGUGAAGCUGAUCCCGAGGUUCGUGAAAUUAUUGACAAGGAAAAGGACCGACAAUUUAAAAGUCUAGAGCUUAUUGCCUCUGAGAAUUUUACUUCUAGAGCAGUGAUGGAAGCAGUUGGUUCAUGCCUUACAAACAAGUACUCUGAAGGGCUACCGGGUAAAAGGUACUAUGGUGGUAAUGAGUUUAUUGACGAGCUUGAGAUCCUAUGCCAAGAAAGGGCACUAGCUGCAUUCCAUGUAGAUGGAGAGAAGUGGGGUGUAAAUGUUCAACCAUUAUCUGGUUCCCCAGCUAAUUUUGCAGUAUAUACUGCAAUUCUCAAACCGCAUGAUCGAAUAAUGGGUUUGGACUUGCCUCAUGGGGGACAUUUGUCGCAUGGAUUCAUGACACCUAAAAGACGUGUAUCAGGAACAUCAAUUUAUUUUGAAUCUAUGCCUUAUCGACUUGAUGAGUCAACAGGUCUUAUUGAUUAUGAUAUGUUGGAGAAAACUGCUAUUCUCUUCCGGCCCAAACUCAUUAUUGCUGGUGCUAGUGCUUAUCCUCGAGACAUUGACUACCAUCACUUCAGAAAAAUUGCAGAUGAAGUAGGCGCUUUUCUUAUGAUGGAUAUGGCUCAUAUAAGUGGGCUUGUUGCUGCAUCUGUGCUUGCUAAUCCCUUUGAGUUUUGUGAUAUUGUGACCACCACAACCCAUAAGUCCUUGAGAGGUCCAAGAGGUGGAAUGAUAUUCUUCAAGAAAGAUCCUGUGCAUGGUGUCGAUCUAGAGUCUGCCAUUAACAAUGCCGUUUUUCCUGGCCUUCAGGGUGGUCCUCAUAACCACACUAUUGGAGGACUAGCAGUUUGCUUGAAGCAUGCCCAAUCUCAGGAAUUUAAAAUUUACCAGAACCAGGUGGUGUCUAACUGUAGAGCUCUGGCUAACCGGUUAAUCGAGCAUGGGUAUAAACUGGUCUCUGGUGGUAGUGAUAACCACCUGGUUCUUGUCGAUCUGCGGCCAGCUGGUAUUGAUGGCGCCCGAGUAGAGAAGAUUCUGGACAUGGCUUCCAUAACCCUCAACAAGAAUUCAGUGCCAGGUGACAAGAGCGCCCUAGUUCCGGGAGGCAUUCGCAUUGGAUCGCCUGCAAUGACGACAAGAGGACUUGGGGAGAAAGAAUUCACAUUAAUAGCAGACUUGAUUCAUGAGGGUGUGCAGAUAAGUCUCGAAGCCAAGAGUCUGGUCUCAGGGACAAAACUACAAGACUUUUUGAAGUUCGUAACAUCUCCAGGGUUUCCUUUAGGAGACAAAGUCUCAAAGUUGCGUAGUAAAGUUGAAGAGCUUACUACUAAGUAUCCAAUCCCUGGUGUCUAAAUAGCUAUACCUCUUCUUGGUUUCACUGUACAGAAUGACUCCCGUGACUGUGAGUGCAUAGCCCAUCAUUCCUAUAACUGAAAUUGGAUUCUUGAAUAUCAGAAUUGAGACAACCACUGCAACUGCCCCCUUUGCAUUUCCUAGAACCUGU